AUGUGGGAAACGCUUGAGAUUAAGUUAAGCACCGCUUCUCCGAGUGCUCUGGCAACACUAGUCCAUCCUCGCUCAGGAAUUACAGAGCACAUUCGAGAGAUUAAAGUACUUGACUCAGGAACACUUGAAUCAGACGAAUCAUCUGAGAUAGAAGAUCGCCUGAAGUCACUGAUAUUAGCGAUUCCACAGGAUCGACUUCGGGCUCUCACGUGCUAUGUCCAUCUCAGCACACCCACGGUACAACUGCUCUUGCAGUCUCAACAGAAGAUUGAGACACUGGAGGUCUCUACUCCCUUCACCAUCUCCGGGCUCCCAGAGCUGCCUGAUUUCGCCUUCGAAGAACACUAUGCAUGGUCAACUUCCUCAUUAUCACAUGUAACGGAAAUGUUGCUUUACAUUGUCCCAAACAGCGUAUCAGAAAAGCGCAUCUUCGAGGCCAUACACUUCCUCUCUAAAAACCAUUCAAAGAUGCAGGAUCUCCUCCUCUAUUCACUAGCCUCGACAAAGACUGGUAUGAUCUCCUUAUGCAGGAUACUUCGUCAUGCAAAAGGGCUUCCACUCUUCGCAAACCUUACAAGCCUACGACUUUUCAACCUAAGGCUUGCGAAAAGAGGAGACCCAGCAAUCUCGAACAGUCUUGAUCUCUCCAAGCUGUCUUGUCUACAGUUGCAAGGGUGCGACGACAUCGUACCCUUCAUAGAGUCACUGUCCUCAUACUAUGCUCGCGGCAUUGGCGAACUGACAUGGCUCUAUAUCAUUCUUCCAGACCAGAUCAAAGAUCCACAAAGUUCAGUCCAGGCCAUAGAAUCACUGCUCAAGGUUUGCUCCAAACUCAUAGAGCUUCAGCUGGAGCUCUCUGGACAUGGCUUCGUUGCCAAAGAAUGCAUCUUGGCACAUUGUCAGAAGCUCCAGUGUCUCUCGAUAGGUACCGGGGGAUCGCAAAGCCGUUAUUUUUCUGUCAUGGAGAUGACGGCUAUAUUAAGGGCUUGUAUUCAUCUAAAGUACUUGGCCAUCAACAUGCCAGUUGUGGAUCUGGGGUCUAUCACAGAGCUCGGGACUGGCUUCCACCCAGAAGGAGAAUUCGCGGAUAUGCUGGCUGCACUCUCCAUAAACCCUACACUCCACGCGUUCCGUAUCCUCAAUCUUCCCACGGUCAAUUAUAACGAAGAUGGCGCAACGGUACCUGGAAAGACACAAGUCUACUUCUGCCAGAUACUCAUGCAGAACUUUGCCAAUAAGAUCUUCCAAUUCAUGGCAAACCGAGGAUCUAAUCUACGAGUUCUCGCCAUCAGGCCUAGCUCAAAAGAUGUUCGAGAUGCUGGGAAGGACUUGGGCAUUGACGCUAAUGGCCACCAAUGGCCCGAUUAUCACUACGCUCGAGGUCGGCUCACGGAAGUCACGGGCAUGAUUGGAGUGGUUGCGCAUCCUUUGAGGAACGUUCUACAGGACUUUCCUGAUUUGGUGUCGUUGUUUAAUUGA
Molecule: messenger RNA, 1479 nt
Organism: Alternaria novae-zelandiae
Lineage: Eukaryota; Fungi; Ascomycota; Dothideomycetes; Pleosporales; Pleosporaceae
Exons: 2
Coding region: 1-1479 (492 amino acids)
Source: RefSeq, a predicted model, not a curated record